GAAGAAGAAGAAAAACGAAAGAGGCUUCUAUUUGUCAAGGGACGAUUUGUUUGGAAAACUAAUUGAUAAUUUAGUGCCUUUAAAAUAUUAUUUUCGGAAUUGAUUACCUUAAAGAAAAAAGCUUUGUUGAAAAAUUGUACCGGUAGACGCAAAUGUAAAUUUGUUUAAGCAGUUUUAGUCCUACUGCUACGCGCCAUCCGUGUGGGAACGCGCGUUCGUUCUUAACUGAUUUGCGCGGUCGGCGUCCUCGGUUUUUAGAUUCCCUCUUUUUCCGACUUAACGCACCGAUAACGUUGAAAUGUAUAUUAAAUCAGUUAUAAUUGAUGGGUUCAAGUCCUAUGGGCGUCGAACAGAAAUCCAUGGCUUUGACAGCGAAUUCACAGCUAUUACCGGCUUGAACGGUACAGGCAAAUCGAAUAUAUUGGACUCAAUAUGCUUUGUGCUUGGUAUAAUGAAUCUUGGACAGGUGCGAGCCGCAUCACUUCAAGAUCUUGUAUACAAAAGCGGUCAAGCAGGCGUCACAAAGGCUACCGUUACUCUCAUAUUUGACAAUUCAGAUCCAAAUCAAUGCCCAUUGGGCUAUGAAAAAUGUCGAGAAAUCUCUGUAACUCGACAGAUUGUUGUUGGAGGCAAGAAUAAGUACCUUAUCAACGGAAAGUUGGUACAGAACAAAAAAGUGUCAGAUUUCUUCUGUUCAGUACAGUUGAACGUCAACAAUCCCAAUUUUUUGAUUAUGCAAGGACGUAUUACUAAAGUAUUGAAUAUGAAGCCGCAAGAGAUUUUAUCAAUGAUUGAGGAGGCAGCAGGCACUAGUAUGUAUGAAACUAAACGUGAGGCUACCACAAAACUGAUCGAGAAAAAGGAUGCUAAAGUACGCGAAACGAAUACACUUUUACAAGAAGAAGUUGAACCGAAAUUGGAAAAGUUGCGUCAGGAACGUUCAGCGUAUUUGGAAUUUCAAAAAAUAUGUCGAGAUAUUGAAUAUUUAACUCGCAUUCACAUAUCGUUUCGGUAUCUUAAGCAAAAGGAGGCACUCCGUUCUAUUGAACAACAAAUUGAAAAGCUAACUAACCGAAUUGAGAGUUGUAAAAAUACAAUUAAAGAUAAUAACAGCGAAACAGAACGCCUUGAAGAAGCGGCAAAACAAGUGCAAACGCAAAUUGAUGCCGACAGCGGUGGUGCGCUUAAAGAAGUGGAAGAACAACUUACCAAACAGGUGGUGGAGGAAGGUAAAGUGGCGGGUAGUUUAAAAUCGGCGCAAACUAGCAUCGAUCAAGAGCAAAAGAAACUGCGAACUUUGGAAAAAAAUAUAUUGGAAGACGAAAAAGCGCUAAAGCUGAAAGAGACUCAAAUGUCUAAGGUGCACGAUCUCUUUCAAAGCCUCAAAGAAGCGGAUGAGCGUGAUUCGCAAGCCUAUGAUGCGGCACAGAAAAAGUUUGAAGCAGUGACACAAGGUUUGUCUGUAGACGAGGAGGGCCAAUCAUUCUCGCUGCAGGAUCAGCUCAUAAACGCAAAGCAGCAACUCAGUCAGGCUGAGACUACACUUAAAACUGCUAGUAUGGAAUUAUCGCAUUGCAAGAAUGUUUUGAAGCAACGCGAGAAUGAUAAACAGUCCAAAGAUACAAUCUACGCUAAAGAUCAACAGUUGUCCGAGCAGCUUGAAAGUGAAAUUCAGUCUCUUAACCAAAAAAUGGCGACCAUUGAUUAUGAAGAUGGCAGCUUCGAGGCGCUGCAGGAAAGAAAAAAUGUAUUACAGCAAGAGAUACGUGAUUUAAAUCACCAGUUGGAUAGACGCAAUGCCUAUCGUUAUGAGUUGCAGUAUCGUGAUCCUGAACCGAACUUUGAUCGUUCAAAAAUGCGUGGCAUGGUGGGCAAAUUAUUCAAUGUGCGUGACGAAAAGAAUAAUCUCGCCUUAAUGAUGACUGCAGGUGGCAGUUUGUACAGUUAUGUGGCCGAUGAUGACACAACCAGCAAGAAAAUACUACAAAAGGGUCAGCUACAACAUCGUGUGACGAUCAUACCAAUUAAUAAAAUAACCUCUCAUCCGAUUGAUCAGAGCGUAAUUGAUUUCGCACAAAACUUGGUGGGAAAAGAAAAUGUGCAGUCUGCAUUGUCCUUAAUCGAAUAUGAUCGUUGCUUUGAUCCAGUAAUGAAAUUUGUCUUUGGUCACACUUUAAUUUGUCGCGAUUUGAACAUCGCUAAAAAGGUCACCUAUCAUCGCAACAUAUACUCGCGCUCGGUAACAUUGGAAGGUGACGUUGUUGACCCCCAGGGCACACUUUCUGGUGGCUCUCGUCCUAAAGGCAGCAAUGUUUUAGCUGAGUUGGCAGAAAUUAAAAGAUUGGAAAAAGAAAUAGCUGCACGCAAAAAGGAGCUACAUAAUAUUGAUCAAAAAUUACGCAUUACGACAGAGACUGCACGCAACUACAACCGCAUCAAGCAACAGUUGGAGCUGCGACAGCAUGAAUUGAACGCCUGUAAGCAACGUUUGGCGCAAAGUACAUUUCAACAGCACCAAGAGGAAAUUAAAGCAUUGCAACAUCAAAUAGAAACACUUGAAGAAGAUCUCGCUAAAGCUCGUGAAACACAGAAAACAGGGCGCAACAAAAUUAAAGAUAUCGAAGCAAAGAUUGCAGAUGCCAAGGGUUUUCGUGAGCGUGAGCUGAAAGCGGCGACAGAAGCCAUGAAGCAGGCGAAAAAGAAAUCGGAAGAGUCGCGUGACAAUUGGAAAAAGCGCGAGCAAGAAUUUGAAACUUUGCAAUUGGAAAUAAAUGAAUUGCAUAAGAGUAUCAAAUCGACCACAGAGCAACGAGACGAUAUGGCGGAAAGUAUAAAUAAAAUGAAAGCGAAUCUUAGUGAAUUGCGCGCCAACAGCUCGAGCAUUGCCGCUCUCGUAGCCAAUCUAAAGGAGCGCAUUAAAGAACAAAAAGAUAAAAUCAACUCACAAAAUAAAGAAUUAAAGAAUUUGCUAGUGAAAAAAGAGAAAUUGGCCAAAGCCAAUCAGGAUAUGACUUUAGAAAUUAAGAAAAAGGAAAAUGAAGUAAAUAAAGUACGUAACGACAGUAAGGACUCGUUCAGAAAAAUCGAAGCGUUAGAGGAAAAGUACCCUUGGAUUUUGGAGGAUCGCGACUUUUUCGGCACCAAAAAUACCAGAUAUGACUACUCGAAGGAGGAUCCCAUUGAAGCGGGUCAGAAAUUGACAGUAAUGCGUGAACAAAAGGAUAAAAUGGAGCGCCGUAUUAAUUUGCGCGCAAUGAUACUCCUCGAUCGCGAAGAGGAGCAAUAUCAAGAGACGAUGCGCCGGAAAAAGAUUGUUGAACAGGAUAAAGAAAAGAUAAAACAUAUUAUUUGUAAGAUGGAUGAGAAGAAGCGUGAGAAAGUGGAGAAAGCGUGGAAAGUUGUCGAUGAGAAUUUCAGCAGCAUAUUCAGCACAUUGUUGCAGGGUGCACAAGCGCGUCUGAAUCCCGUCAAGCAAUCGGGACAACUCAUGGGCUUAGAGAUAAAUGUUGGCUUCAAUGGCGUAUGGAAAGAGUCGCUAGGCGAACUUUCGGGCGGUCAACGUUCGCUGGUUGCUUUGUCGCUUGUAUUAGCUAUGCUUAAAUUUUCGCCUGCACCACUAUAUAUACUUGACGAAGUUGAUGCUGCUUUGGAUAUGUCGCAUACACAAAAUAUAGGUAAUAUGUUGAAGGCGCAUUUUACGGGUUCGCAGUUUAUAAUCGUUUCGCUGAAGGAUGGCAUGUUCAACAAUGCGAAUGUGCUAUUCCGCACCAAGUUUGAAGAGGGCGUUUCGGCGGUGACGCGUACGGUCAAUGCAAAACUGACGGCACGUGGACGCAGAUAAAGUAAAUUCACCGUUUUUUUUUAUUAAUAUUAUUUUAUAAUAUACUAAGAAUUCUCUGAUAAAUUGUACAUUCUAAAAAUGAAAAUAAAACUCUGUAAGCAGUAUCA
Messenger RNA from Anastrepha obliqua, 3948 nucleotides. It is a transcript of the gene SMC2, whose product is annotated as structural maintenance of chromosomes protein 2. The coding region runs from base 299 to 3841 and encodes 1180 amino acids. The transcript has 7 exons. Gene Ontology annotation, molecular function: ATP hydrolysis activity; ATP binding; protein binding. The record is from RefSeq and is a predicted model, not a curated record. Gene Ontology annotation, cellular component: chromosome. Gene Ontology annotation, biological process: chromosome organization. NCBI's taxonomy places the organism in Eukaryota, Metazoa, Arthropoda, Insecta, Diptera, Tephritidae.